CGCUCCCUCCGCCGCUUUGGUACAGUGAGGCUACGAGCACGGGCGGUGUUUGUCAUGGCAACGCAACCACCAAGAUGUAAACAAACCGUUGCUAGGGACACUAACUCACCCUCCCUCCCUGACACUGUUAAAAGAAGUGCCUAGGAAACUACAAUUAGCACAGGAAACACAUGGAGGAAUGAUAGAAAACUACUGCAGUUAGAGGAAACACGUGGAGAAGUGAUGGGAGAAAGGCAAAUAAACACCACAUGAGUUUUAGAGAAAGGGAAAAAAGAAAGAAGAAACAGACACGUAAGAUUAAAAGUUAUAGUGAUUUUAGAAGACAUGCAAAAAUUAUCUUCCUGACCCGAGAUAUUCCUGACCUGACCUAUGGAGAUUUGAAAUGGAACAAAUGGUGCAUGCAUGCUGUAUACAAGAGACAGAAAUGGAGGCGGAGAAUAAGUUAUGGCUAGAACAGUAAGGAAGCGGUGGGAUAUACUGCCAUGGCCCCGAGUCUGGAUGGGCCUGUCACUCCCUCCUCCCCGGGCCGCCUUGCCACCCCCAGCACAGACAGGGGUGAGGGGCGGCAGCGUUGGCGGCUCCUCCUCGUGUCGUCCAAGGCUAGGCACUUAGAGGCAGUGACACAAGCUGCUCUGCCAUCUGUCAUUCUCGUCACUUUCAAGUAUGACUCUUCUACCUUGGACCAUAUACUGGGGGAGGUUGGGCGAGGGCUGGCGGGACGCAAGGUGGAGUCGAUGGCCAUGCUGCUCCAUGGGUCAGAGUUGCAGCUUCACCUGUGUGGGCCUGGUGAGAAGGUUGUCAGUACGCACUCAGUCUCCCAGCAGGCGUCAGUGAGGGAGUUCUUCAGUAGCCUGGUCAACACACACCUGGACCGCUCUUUGCUGCAUCCACGCCUUGACUUCCUGGCAGCCCACCCGCCACACCCACAGCAUGCCCAGGCCAUCAGUGCUGCCCUCACUGAGCUGCUGCAGAUCCCUGUGCAGCUGAUCAAGGACCUGCAGGGGGCGGAGGUUGAGGUGGAGCGUUGGGGCCCAGAGUCCACCACUAAGGUACCUCUGGGCCAGCUGUACUUCAACCCACAGAAGCUGAAGGAGGCACUGAAGACAGCCGGCAGUGGGGCCAACCAGCGUGUCAAGGAUUUGGACCGUGAAUAUGAGAAGAUUAGGGUCAUUGGCAAAGGUUCAUUUGGUAGUGCUGUGCUGUACCGACGGCUGAAGGACGAGGCGCUGGUGGUGAUCAAGGAAAUAAACAUGUUGGACCUCUCGGCCUCGGAGCGUCAGAUGUCCCUCAAUGAGAUCAACGUACUGGCGCUGCUUGACCAUCCCAAUAUUGUCAGUUACAUGGACAGCUUUGAGAGGGACACCAUUCUAUGCAUUGAGAUGGAGUACGCUGACGGAGGGAGUCUGGCACAGUACCUGACGCAGAGGGUGAAGCGCAUUGACGAGAGGGAGGUGCUGGCCAUCUUCCACCAGAUAACUGCUGCUAUCGCCCACAUGCACCACCACCACAUACUCCACCGUGACCUCAAGACAGCCAAUAUCUUCCUGACCAAGGAGGGGCAGGUCAAGGUGGGUGACUUUGGCAUCAGCAAGAUGAUGAGCACCCAGUCCGUGCACGCCCACACUGUCCUUGGCACCCCAUACUACAUCAGCCCCGAGAUGUGUGAGGGGAAGGAGUACGAUGAGAAGAGUGACAUCUGGGCACUGGGCUGCAUCCUGUAUGAGAUGGCCUGCCUGCAGAAGAUUGAAGGAUCCAACCUGCCUGCCCUCGUCAACAAAAUCAUGAAGGGUCAAUUUGCUCCAAUCCGCGGCAACUAUUCCCCAGGCUUCAAGCAGCUGGUGCGGGAUCUGCUGCAGCGUGACCCGGAGUUCAGACCCACAGCAGAAGAGGUGCUGAACGAGCGUCUGCCGGAGCUGCUGGCCCAGGUGUGCUGUGAGGGCAUGGACGCUGAGGAGGUGAGCGAGCAGCUGCGGCACUCCAUCGAGGUGGCCCGCCAGACCCAGGUGUCCAGGUCCUCCCGGCCACCGCGCUCUGUUGUGUACCACCUCAAAGUGUACGACUCCUCCAUCAGCAUCAACCCCGUCCCGCUGCCGGCCAGGACCAGGGUCAAGGAGGUCGCCGUCUCAAACACACAUGUGGUUUUGUUGACCUCAGAGUGCCUAGUGUACACCUGGGGUGAGGGGAAGAAGGGCCAGCUGGGACAUGAGGCCCUGGAGGUGUGGCGGGGGCGGCCAGGGGUGGUGGAGGCAUUGCGGGGGAAGGCCAUCACCAGGGUAUGUGCGGGAGACGGGGUAUGUGCGGGAGACGGGUUCUCAGUGUUUGCCUCUGAUAAUGGGAUUGUGAUGACGUGUGGUGAUGGGACCUUUGGCUGUCUGGGGCACAACGACUGGAACAGCUCCACCAAACCGAAGCUCAUUGAGCGGUUGUUGGCGGUGGACGUGUGUGGCAUCAGCUGUGGGUCGCAUCAUGUGGUGGUGGUGGCGGCAGAUGGGGUGGUGUUUGCCUGGGGGAGGGGUGAGGGAGGCAGGCUGGGCACCGGAGCAGAGGAUGAUGCGUGUCACCCUACAGAGAUCGAGCUGCCCCUAGAGGUAGUGGUGACCAGCGUGCGGUGCGGUGGUGAUGGCACGCUGCUGGUGACAGAUCAGGGCGGCCUCUUAGCUUGCGGCAACAACACGUACAACAAACUCGGACUCAACCAGGCUCCGGGACUCUUCUCUAUCAAUUUCAAGAAGGAUGUCCCAAAGGCACUGGUGGCCACAAGAGUGAGGAGCAUUGGGUGUCGUGUGGUGGACGUGGCAAUGGGGCCGUCCCACACUGCUGUACUGACUGAGAUGGGACAGGUACUAACAUUUGGCCGUAACUACGAGGGGCAGCUGGGUCGAGGAAACACCAGGUCCACUUCACGACCUGUCCUGGUGCGGGGAAUGGCAAAUAAAGUUGUUACUAUGAUCCAGUGCGGCUCGACCUACACCGUGGCUGGCACCAUGGAGAAUGCACUCUUCCUGUGGGGCACCCGAGCCGUCAGCCCCCUCACUAGACCCAACACUCAGGAGGGUUUCACCAACACCUGGGGCCAGCGCAGUGUAUUGGGCUCAGCCGUGGGCAGCACCGCCAGCACCGCCAGCACCCCCACUAGCACCGGCAGCAGCAGCAGCAGUGGUGACGGUGGUGCUGGUGGCAAGGAGGGAGAAGAUGGGAAAGAGAAGACUGGUAGUGCUGGUGGUGGCAGCAGCAGUGAGGCCGAAGUGUCACAGCGGCGGCAGCAGCGAAACAUUGACAUGAGGGAUGUGUUACUGCAGCCUCAGGAAAUUCUAGCGUUGUACGCCUCCCACGCUCAGAUCAGCAAGGGGGAGACACUGAGCCUGUCCAGCAUCCACUGUCAGAACCAGAGCAUCUUCCUGGUGGUGGACACAACAGUUCCCCUUCCUAGAGCUGGCAUUUCCCUCCUGUCUGACAUGGAAGGAGUGAAGAAGGACAAGGCAGAACAGAAGGAGACAAAGGAGGAAGCAGGGAAGAAGAAGGAAGAAGAGGAGGAUGAUGAUGAUGACAAUGACGAUGAUGAUGAUGAUGAUGAUGACGAUGACGACGAUGGUGAUAUGAAUGACAGCAUGGGUCCUGUCCCAGACUGGCUGAAGGCAGAGCUGGCUGAGGCAGAGCAGAUGGAAACCAGCAACAAGAAGAAGAAGGGGAAGACUGGCAAAGCAGCAUCCCGGCCCCAUCGCCCCAACCAACCCCCCACCAAACACCCCCACACUAAAGGUACAAGACUCCCCAUCCUGCACCUCCACCCCUCCACCACUACCUCCACUCACCACCACAGGGGAAGGGCAGUGAGCAGGCUGUAUCGUGGAGGAAAGAGGAAGAAAGGAGGAGGAGGAGCAGAAGAAGGGGGAGAGGAGCCCCCCUUCCACUCUCCCUUUGUCCCUUCCCCGGCCGGCACGAGGGGGGAAGAGGGGAGGGAAGCAGACCAGGCCGAGGAAGAGGACUAAUGAAGAGGAGAAGAUGGCUAAGGAGAAAGAGGAGGCACUGAACCAGGAGAUAGAGAAGCUGCGUUCCGAGCUCCACCGGCAGCAGCAGCAGCAGAAGACCAUCAUUGACCAAAGACUGCGGGAGAUGAAGGAGGGAGAGCAGCAGAAGGAGAAGGAGU
Portunus trituberculatus (swimming crab) is the source of this 4147-nucleotide messenger RNA. RefSeq names its product serine/threonine-protein kinase Nek8-like. Gene Ontology annotation, biological process: protein phosphorylation. NCBI's taxonomy places the organism in Eukaryota, Metazoa, Arthropoda, Malacostraca, Decapoda, Portunidae. The record is from RefSeq and is a predicted model, not a curated record. Gene Ontology annotation, molecular function: protein kinase activity; ATP binding.